AUGGUUGCUCCAGAUCCGAGGAUAGAACCAUAUCUUAAGCAAAGUGGUUUUUGGCAUGUUGCUCAGAUGGUUGCUCCACCCACUCAUAGUGUACUUGUAGAGCGUUGGAGGUCUGAGUCACAUACAUUCCAUCUUCCAUUCAGAGAAUGUACAAUUGGUUUGGAGGAUGUUGUGUUUCAAUUAGGCUUGCGUGUUGAUAGACUCCCUAUGAGUGGGUAUACAUUUGGAGCAUUACCCCAUAAUGCUUAUGAGGAGACUAUUAUCCGUUAUACCAGAGCAUACAUAAUGAUUCUAUUGGGCGGAGUAUUGUUCUCAGAUAAAUCUAGUUUUAGGGCAUGGUACAAAAUACCUCAAUUGGCCCCUCGACACCAUCAUCCACUCACUUUUCCACUAACAUUGAGGUGGAAAAGUUAUAGGUCAUCAACGAGAUUACACAUAGAUAAGUUGUUGCGAUAUAGGAGGAUCAUUGAUUCAAUUGGCAUUAAUGGGUUUAGGUGGAUGCCCUACAACAACAAUAAGGUGAGGAAUCUUACACCUCGUUUUGUUUAUGAUGAGGCUGAUAUAUGGGCAUUUGUGACUGCUCUUAUCCAGUUUGCUGUGAUUGAGUGGCAUCCAGCUGAUCACGUGGUUCAACAAUUUGGUGGAGCACAACACAUAAGAAUCGUCCCCAUAAACAUUGAUCAAUUGCACGCUAAGGAUGGAAGGGGUGAUCUAGAUAUUUGGUGGUCUGAGUAUCAUGUGACAUGGCAUGCUGCAUGGGAGGCACGUAGGGAGUGA
Abrus precatorius (Indian licorice) is the source of this 777-nucleotide messenger RNA. RefSeq names its product serine/threonine-protein phosphatase 7 long form homolog. NCBI's taxonomy places the organism in Eukaryota, Viridiplantae, Streptophyta, Magnoliopsida, Fabales, Fabaceae. The record is from RefSeq and is a predicted model, not a curated record. The coding region runs from base 1 to 777 and encodes 258 amino acids. The transcript is spliced from 5 exons.